AUGUUGUCUUACAUGGAGAAGUUUAUGAACAAGCACCCCAAUACGAAUGGCGCAAGAGUGUACUCUCUGUUACCAGUGGCUACGACGUUCCAAGCCGCGUACGUCAAACUGAAUGCAUCUACGCUGUACGGUCUCCUCGCUCGUCGUAUUCAUGAUCCUAAAGUUAAGGAUUUUUUGGAGAGCGAGUUGAAUCAUCUACCGUUCAACGCGAGGACUUUCCAGAAGAAUAAAGUUGAAGUACUCCGGAAGAUCUUCGACGUAGAGCAGUUCGAAACGCAGAAUCGCAAGUUUGUGGACGAGAUCAAAACCAACGGCUACGGGGCGUCGGUGACUAUGAUACGCCCAGUGACUACAACUUAA
Messenger RNA from Phytophthora nicotianae INRA-310, 360 nucleotides. RefSeq lists its product as hypothetical. Lineage: Eukaryota; Oomycota; Peronosporomycetes; Peronosporales; Peronosporaceae. The transcript has a single exon. The coding region runs from base 1 to 360 and encodes 119 amino acids. The record is from RefSeq and is a predicted model, not a curated record.